Molecule: messenger RNA, 9201 nt
Organism: Pocillopora meandrina
Lineage: Eukaryota; Metazoa; Cnidaria; Anthozoa; Scleractinia; Pocilloporidae
Source: the annotation of a GenBank genome assembly
UUCCCAGCUCAGGAAGCUCCCGAGGAUGCAGAACUCAGGCUUCUCCAUCACCUCAUGGAAAACUACUUACAAGAGAAACAAAUUCUACCCACGCAAAACAGAUCUGAACCAGUAAUUGUUACGUUCGACAUGGCAUUUAGUCAGCUCGUCGACUUGGUGAGUAAUUCCAAAGUCAUCGUGCUUGGUAAAACCGUUUCCUCCCAUGAUAAUUGUUCUUUUUCCAACUAGGGUAACGUUUAAUCUUACAUUGUUAUUUUUGGGCUGGAAAACGUAUUGAUCUUAGAUGGCUCUACUGCCCUCUAUAUUACUACCGUUACAGUUAAUGAGAAAUUGAUGAUUUUGACCGUAUUUGUUGGCUAAAGGGAACAGAAGUUACCCUAUUAAAGCCGGUACGUCAAUAUUGAUUUAAGCAAAUUCGUACGCAAAACAAACUUUCGUGGUGAAAAACAUUAUAUCUUCUAUCAUCCAGGAGUGAAUCUGCUUAUUGUCACAGGAUGUUUGCGCCUAUGUGAGACAUUUCGCGAUUUUCGACCUGUUCAUGCAAUCUCUAUGUUCCCCGAAAGCCUCGAGCUCAAAGAAAUCAAGUGUUGUUCACAUUGCCCUUUGAAGAAAAAAAAAGGACGGCAACUUACUAGUUAAGAUUUUCUCUUGCUGUUGUUGAAAUUAGCAGGUUAGAUGACGUACCUACUUUCUGUGCAUGGAGUUUUAAAUGGAGAGAUGCCCGCAGAUACGGUUAAUUUCCUACAUUUAACAGAUAAAGAAGCUUGAAAUAUAAAACACGGUGGAAAUUUAAGACCACCAGCGAAACUUAGAAAACAUAAGCCGCAAUGAUCGUGUGCUUUAUACUUUUCUCCACUGUUCUCGGAUAACCUAGAUAUCACGGGUUAAUACAUACCUUUGGCCUCUUAUCUUUUCGAUAUAUAUUUAAUUAUUUCAACCAUAAUGACAAGAUACACCUUUCAGUGUUUUCCGCUCCGAAAAGAAAUGCACAGAUUGCAUUCAUGACCCGAGCCAUAAUGGAUUGUGUCAUAACAGUUUCUAAAUCCAAAGAUUAUGGACAAUUAGUUGAAACUCAUUAGUUCUUGUUAUCUAUUCUGAUGUAAAUUGAUAACUUAUCAAAAAGCCUUUUGCCAUCUGUCAUCCAUGUUCCUGAAAAGCUAUUUACUCGCAUUUAUCGUUCUUUGAAUAUGGAUGGAUAAACUCUAAAGCUUGCACGAAAAAAUCAUAAAACCCUGUGAAACAGUUAGGUGUAAAGUGAAGAUGUUUUUAAGGGACGUAGUUGAUGAAAUGAAAUGGUUAUAAAACCUGACAGUUCCCUAUACUCUGUGUUUUGUAAGCUUUUUACCUGAUCGUGACAACUGACCAACAAAAGUGUCUCAUUGAUUCAUUCCGAAUACAAAAGCUUGUGAUUUUUCGGGUAAAAACAUUGACCACAACAGCUUUGUUUAUAAUUUUUGUCAUGGCCUACCUUCAUGACCAGUCUCCUUUAGUACCUGAAUAACAAGUUAUUCAGUUAAGUACUUACAUAGAUCCCUCUUGUAGAUAAUGACACAUUUAAGUAGAAACUAAGUCUCUUGAAUAAGAACGCGCCACUUUACUCGAAGGGAACUCUCUUAAUCUUUUCGAGAAUCGAUGUACGUUACAAUGUAACUAUAUUUUCUAAGGAACUCGAGGUUCUUCACAUAAAUACAGUGUCCUAUCACGUAGAUAAUAAUUAACAUUUCCAACGAUUAGGUGCUAGAUAAAUGGGGUAUACCAACCAAACUCUCUAAUGUGGUCACUUAAUGAAAGCUAUACAGAAAAAUUCAUAUCAGUCUUCAAUGGCUAAUCUUCCAAAACGUCAUCCAGCCAGUUGUGCGGUUUCAGAAGUGAAGAUGUAAGUUUAUAUUUUACAAUCUGCAACCCUUGGAGUUGGGUUUUGUGCCAUAUUAUGUAAUCCCAGUCAUACAAAGGCCAAGGACAUGAACACUUUCAGUUUGUAACAUUUCGAGAUUCACAUGAACUGCUUUGUCUUGGAAUAUUCAUUACAAACUAUUUUGAUCUGAUGCCUUCUUGUACGGAGUAUUAUUUUUCGUUUCCUUCUUGAAAGCGGGUCCAUCACUCGACAGAACCUUUGUAGUUUAUCUUUAAGACUCAUCUCUAACGGCAGCCUUUGGAAUUUCUCUUUAUUCCUGUCUUUGCAAUUCAACAACAUUCGCGUUUUAGGCAUUCAGUUUACGGGGUACGUCAACCUAAAAUUCUGAGCUCUGCAGAUGUUGUUUUAAGAUCCCUGGCCCCUGGUCUCCAUAUACUCAUUAUAUAGAAGUUAACUUAUUAACUCAGUGGAAUUACGUGUAACAAGCUAUGCAAACUGUUCCUCGAUGUUGUCGUCUUUUAGAAUUGUUUUUCUAGUGAAGACGAAGGUGAUAGUGUUUCCUUCUAUGUGGAAAGGAUCUGUCCGUCCUGUUAUUGCGUGUUGCCUCCUGCUGUUUGUCUAAAUAUUCCCAAAAGAUCAUACUGAAAGAGAUAUAACUUCCUGUUAUGAAACAGAUUAAUUCGCAGCAUAUCGCCUUAGCCAUCCCAGAAAAGAUUAACGCAUCAGUUAAUUGUUUAUUCUCAAGCAGAGCACAAAGCUAAAGGUACAAGUAUUUAUUUGUGUUUUACCCUGUACUUCUAUCUAUGAAACAAAUUCAAGCGGGGAGAUCGUAAUUCAGGCUUACAUAAUUAACGUAGUUUAACGUGAUGGAUUCUUUACGCGGAUUACAAAUGGGUAGAACUAUUUUGAAGCUGCAGCCAUAGAGUCACUGAGAGCUGGCAUACAAAAUUCUUACUGAUUUCUUCGCUUAACCUACGGCCAUAGAGCCUUAAGAGACUAGCUAUGACAACUUCUAGACCUUUUGAUCUUCAGGCAGCAGGUUCAAACUCGCCGGUCAAAGGGCCGCAAUCAAGGUUCAUGAUCAGGAGAAUUUACCAUCUGUGACUCAAGAUUAAACGAGAUUGGAAGUGUUGUGAUGACAGAGAUUUCUUUUCUUUUGGAUUCGUGAACAAUGGAUUUUCACGAACAGUUUUCAGGCACUUGUUUAUCUUUAAUUACGUAAUAUGCAUUUGAGUCGAAAGAAAACAAAGGUAUUUUUUAUUAUCCUUGAAGGGAGAAGCAAUACGUCAAGGAAAUGACUUGAGCAUUUAUUCACCUCAUUAUAGGGCUUCGAAAUAUUUAACCUAUAACUCGUCACUAGCCAGUCUGAGAGGUAGAUACGUCCUCGCAUGCGAACUUCAUAUUUUCAGCUGUUUCAAAGCUGCAUCAACAAAAGUGGUGUGGCUACUGAUGAAAAAAUGCCACUUGAGGCAGGUUCCUAAAAAUAAUUACUCGUCUUGUCAUGAAAUAGCCAAGUACUAGUGAAACACGCCCAUAUUUUAAACAGCGAGAUUCUAGGUGUUACGAGAAAACCCGAAAAAUUGCACUGCCGGAAAAAGUUGAGCGUGGAAAUGCAGCCUAUGUAAAAAACGAUCCUUGUAACAACGGGGAAUGAUGAUUUGAAGGAGUGUAUCUGUUAUCUGCAAGCCAUAGCAAAAAGGCCCCAUCUUGUACAUCUUUACAAGUAACAAGGACGUCUGAUAGACCACAUACUGUGACAUUUUCGUUCUUAAUAAGCUAACUGAAGUGGCUAAUGAAUCUGUAAACACGGCAGAGUAAUUUGAUUUCCCAAGAUAGUAAUGAUGGCUCAAUGAGAGUCGAUUGUUAAGUCCUGUGAUGGUAAUUCUAUUUUUUGCAGCCAUUAAAACCCUGAAAGCGCUGGAUGCAUAUCUGUACACUGAUUAGUCCUGGUUUACAAGGAGAUCGUAAACUUGAAGGUUUAAAUCAAAAGUAUAACGUAGACAAUAGUAUCAUUUCAUCCUUUUAGUUGGUUGGUACAGCUAUUUCAUACAGAUUCUCUUUCCUUUUCUUUUCUUUUCUUUUUUUUUCACCUCCGUUUGUGUAUUUGCGAAUUGUAGGAAAGAGCACUCCAAAAGCUGCGUAGCCGAGAGCAGCAUUUGCUCUCGCUUGGAGCUCUUCAAGCUUCCUACUCUGAGCGAUAUUCGCCUAAGUAUGAAUCAAUUGUCGUCUAUCAAAUAAUAUAAGAACAGAAGGAAUCUGAGUUCGUGUUACUUUGUCCCUUUUCCAGCGGAAAAAAGAACUAGCUACCUUUGCAAGCAUUCUUUUUACUGUUUAGAGGCAGUUUUAAAACGUGGAAUUGGCUCUCUGUAUUUGUGAUCUUCCCUGCACACAUGGUAAACAUCAAAAAACUGUCUUACAACUUUCGGAUUCUCGCGCUUAAAAUGCUUACAAUGCAUUGAAUUCCCAAAGAGAAGAAUGAACAAAACCUUGAGGUGUUUUUAAAGUGGCGAUAUUUUCGAAAUAUUCGGAGAAUUUAUACGUCUCUCUUGCGAUUUCCAAUAUAUUCGUUUUACUUUGCCCUCUGUUGCACUUUUAAUUAGAAGAACACACAAACAUUAAUAAUGGACCAUGACAUCGAUAAUAAGUGAAUAAUGCAAGGUUAAAUGAUGAAUUGAAAAAGUUGGAAAGGCGCACCUUUUUAAACCAUUCCAGGUUGCAAAACUUGACGGUAUCACGAAGAGGAAUGGCUGGAUUGUCUGUACAGAAUGCGAGAGUUGUUUUGAUGUUGCAGGGUGACUAUUUCAAUGUUCAGAGCUGAAACUUUUCGUGGUGAGGAACACCUCAGCACGCAAAUUUAAGUUUCGGGUGCAAUUUAAAAACUUCUGACUACUCCAUGUUUACGCAAACAAAUUUAAGUAGUUAAUCUGUAUGAUAAACAAUAUAAGUUCUCGGGUUGUUUAGUAUAAACUAUUGAGCGUGUGUUUAUCUCAUGAGAAAGGAGUAUAUUAGUAACAGAACUGCCUGUUAUUACAGUUGGUCUGUUCCUUUACACUGUAAAACGAAAAAAACUCUUAACCCAGUGAAUCUGUCUCAACUGGUGCAGGAUGUUGUCAAAUCGAGUGUAGCUAUUUGGUGUCUAAAUGAACAUUUGAAAAGACGAGUUACUCUUAGCAGCGUGUGUAAUUAAGACUGGCCAUAUUGAGAAUCGCUUGCUAUGUUCACCUUUGUUUGCAUUCCACCUUUGCUAUUUAUCACCAAAGUACAUGUGAGAAAAUUACACUGCGGCUUUCAAAAUUAUCUUAAUCUUCUUAACGGAUGCACAGCUGAGAAAGCUGAGACAACGAAAUCCAAGAUUAAUUACCACACUGAUGUGUCUUAGUUCAAACCUAGUUCUGUCAUAUAAAUAUCCUUUUCAAAGUGUAAAAGUGUUUCAGGGCAACCCACAUGAGUUCAACAUAGCUUUGGGAAAGUCAUUUAACUUUUUUGUUGACCAAGUAGGCGGUCCGGUCGGGGAUAUCUUUGGCUUUCUGACUAACAGUGCGCAUCAUAAACGAUUGUUUUUUCUUACACCUUGGCCUCAGUGAAAUUAACCCCUCAGCUCCCAAAAUCCGUAACUGUUGAAUCUUUGUCAACAAAACCUGGGUUUCUGCAAAACAUAUUUCAAACCAGUUGAAACCUGAUCACGUGAUUGAAGUUGAAAGCAAACAUCUGAUGCGAUAAACGGCACGAAUUUUCUUCAACAAAAGUUAGUUCUCAUGCAGAGGAAAGAAGUUGUUUUUUCGGUGAAUGGGAAACAAUUCAUUAUUCCUCUCUGAAAGUAUCGGAUGCCAGUUAAAAGAAGACAGACAUGAGAACCGAUGGGAAUGUCCAGACCCUGGUCACAAUGAAGAUCCUACCCGAGGGGAGGGUGGGGAGCUGGCCGUAUUCUAAUUAGGUCACGGCUAUCGAUGAUUUUCUUUAAUUUUCCAGCCAAAAAACUUGUGCAACACCCAAGUGAGAAUAACACUGGAGAUUGAAGCUUCAUAUGAGCCCUAUUUCGAAGGGGAUGUCUCUCUUACUAGUUUUAGUUCUUUCACAUUCUUAGAAAUCUAAGAUUUUGGAAAUCACCGUUGGCGUGUCGCAAAUUUCGUUGUCGUUGACAUCUCCUGUGGUCUCUAACGAGCUUAAAAUUUAUCCUCUGUCUUACUUUACCUCAGUAGCGAUAGAAAAAUACUCAUAAAACAAUACUUCCGAAAUGCAAGAGAGAAUAACGCUAGAGAAUGAAGCUUUCAUAUGAGCCUUUUUGUGAGGGAAUAUCUCUCGAUCUAUUUUUAGAUCAUUCAUUUUCUCAGAGAUCUAAGAAUGUUUUGGGAAAUGAAAAUGGCGUGCAUCGAAUCUUGCUGACUUGGACUACUCGUGGAGUCUCUAUUCGUUCCCCUGACUUUCAUGGGCAAGCUCAAUAAUUAUCAUCUUUCCUAUUCCUUUCAGUCACAAUAUACGUUCGACAUUGCUGAUCCAAGCUAUACGCAGGGAACGUGCUACAUCUGAACUUAGUAAUGGCCUUGCUCAUCACAGAGUUCCCUGCAACUCAGUGGUAGAGGUUCAGAGAGCGGAAUCCGAUUCCGAGGAGGGACUCGAGACUUUUAACCAAGUCCCACGCUCGUGGCAAGACGAGUUACACCAUCUGUCAAACAUUCGUCUGUUGUCGUUUCAACUCAUAAUUUUUUCCUUCCCACACAGGAUAGCAAAGACCAAAUCAUGACCAGCAACAUUUGGGUCAGACAGGUAUUUUUGACGAUACAGCUACUCAUAUUUUCAUUGUUUCCUAUUUUGUAACAUAUCGCACAAUUGAGCAGAGAAGUACCUGAAUAAAGAAUAAAAAAAACAAACAGACAAAACAGAACCAAAAAAGGUUCCUCAAAGAUGAACCAGUGCGUUUUAUUUGCGCUGAUCAUUGUUCGCCUUCUUAACGUAGCCUGUAAAAUGUAUCACUGGAGCUCAGUGUUAAGACAACAUGAAAAAGGGAUUAGAACAUCGUGAAAUUACUCUAGAGUAUAGCCAGUAUUACUUUGCCUGAGCGGAGAAAAACUUACUUCGCAACUCGAUCAUCUGGCAACUGAAAAUUAUGAAUUCUAUUCUCCCGAUGACAAAAAAGGGAAUGAAGCGGUUUAAACUGACACAAAUUGAAGUUUGCUUUCGUCAUUCCUUAGUUUUGGAACAACAAGAGGCUUACGUGGGAUCCAGCAGAGUUUGGCGGAAUAAAAGACAUUAACGUCAAUCCAAAGAUAGUUUGGAAGCCCGAUAUUCUUCUUUACAACAAGUAAGAACGAUCAUGCACGGUCUUUUCAUACAAAGUCUAACUUACUUUCGGAUCAGUCACUUGAUCAAGUCGCUACGGAUUAUCAUUUCAUCUUUGUUUGGAGAGUUUUGCUAUCUGUGAAAUUUAAACUUUUUCCUUGUUCCAAGCAGUAAAAACAUUGCAAUAAUGGUGAUGAUUUUAAAUUUUACGAUUGCCCCAAUCAUUGGAAAAAAGAAGGAACGGGCUGAAUUACUUGACCCUGGGACCAACGGAACCAGUCUAGCGUCUUAACCACUUUUGCACAAUGUCCCAGAGACCUUCCCCUUACCUUGAGCUUCUUUAACUAUAGUGCCUAACGUUUUAAAAAUAUCACAUAAGUAAGUUCGACCUUCCAAUCCAAUCUGCCGGAUUCUUUGCUGGUUCAACCCUCACCCUUUAACCCUAAAAGUGACUAGCAUCUAAUAUCUCCUUACAAUAUCACCCUAAAUGACACAUUAAGGUAAGGAGAAUAAAGGAAAUGGUCACCAACUAGAGAAGCUCUGGAUUAUAAAACCAAUUCUCCUCAUCAGCACCAUAGUGAAUGCAUAGGGAACAGCAUGGAGAAUAUGCUUACUGAUGCUAGGGCGGAGAGGGUUAAGACAUUUUCUCGGUCGGUCGGUCGCUCGAUCACCUUAUCGGUCGUUGUGUAAGUCUGUAUGUAGAAAGUUUCCCUUCAGUGCACCACUCAGAGGGUAUGUCUAAUAGUCACGGCGUCGCCCUUUUCGGGGAUGACGAUCCCACUACAAUUUGCUCCACUCCCAACUAGUGCUUCUGUCGGUGGUAGCUUGCUUGCGAGGAUCAAUUCUUUACUAGUAUAUCGUCUGCAGGUAAAAUUAUGAUUUAUUGCAACCAAAUGAGUUUAAAAUUGUGAAGAGAAGUACACUUCACACUUUAUUUAAUGAUUCCUUUUUACACUUCUUCAUGCUCUUUCAGCAUUAACGGCGUCGGAAGAGAAAUGUACAACUUUGACACUAUGGUUAUCCUGCACCACGAUGGUCGAAACGAAUGGUUUGCACCGACGGAAAUCAAAUCCAUUUGCAAGAUCGACAUAACGUUCUUUCCCUUUGACGAGCAGAUUUGUUUGCUUACUUUCGGAUCGUGGACCUACAACAGCCAAUUCCUUGACUUGGCUCGCAAGAGCGAGACUGCUGACCUGCAAAAGUACACCAGUAAUGGUCAGUGGACAUUGGUCUCCGUAAAUGCGACGCGAAAUGUUGUUAAAUAUAGCUGCUGCAAGUAUCCUUACGUUGACAUAACAUUUAGGGUCCACCUUCGGCGGCGACCGUUGUUUUUUGUUCAGAAUUUGAUUCUACCUUGCAUUCUUUUGGCCACUUUGACAGUGUUUUCUUUCACGUUACCGCCAGGGUCCGGAGAAAGAAUUGCAUUGGUGAUUACUCUCUUACUUGGCCUCACAGUAUACAUGCUCAUUUUCACCGAGAACAUUCCAAAGACUUCAGAGGUACUACCUCUGAUCAGCAAAUUUUUUAUCGUGAUCUUGUUUGAGGUGGCCUUUUGUUUGAUGGGAACGUCGGUCACUUUAAGGUUUUAUCAUUUUAGUGAACCGGAGAGGAUAGUUCCCGCAUGGGUGAAUUUUUUCAUUGUUGGCUGGUUGGCGAAACUGUUGAGAAUGAAAAUGGCUGUGAACUUGUCAGAGAAGCGAUACGGCCACAAUAACAUGAUUUACCCUAAAGGUCGAUUGAAAGGUACAUUGUGGCAUCGCCUUCUGGGGUGUAGAGCUAAUGGUACCAGCUCCUUGAACGACGGUCGAAUGCAGGGAAAAGUCAAAGAUUCCAUGGAUGAAGAGCUGGAAGAAAUAACGGACAAACUCUCCGACAAUCCUAGUAAAGCCGUCGAGAAAAAUGAUGAAUCGAUGCGAAAUAAAGAGAAGUGGCAUUUCGCUGCCUCCGUGAUUGACAGGUUUUUCUUCUUCUUUACAGGGGUGGCAUUUUUUCUUUCCGUGAUCAUUUUCUACCUCAAGAUACCACACUACGAUAACGAAAAGAACUUUCAAGACAUUCAGACCGGUUGA